This is a messenger RNA of Scutellospora calospora, 169 nucleotides long. NCBI's taxonomy places the organism in Eukaryota, Fungi, Glomeromycota, Glomeromycetes, Diversisporales, Gigasporaceae. The record is from the annotation of a GenBank genome assembly.
AAGACAAAAAAAGAAUUAAAAAAACUGGAAAUGGAGGAAAAACGUUACAAAAAAUGCUUGAUAAAGCUAAAAAAAAAAAAGAAGGCGAUGAGCAAGAAGCGGCUGUUAAUGCUAAAAUGAAAAUUGUACAAGAGCAAAUAGAAGAGUUAUCAAAAGAGUUGGCUUCUCG